Polyodon spathula (Mississippi paddlefish) is the source of this 458-nucleotide messenger RNA. RefSeq names its product translocase of outer mitochondrial membrane 22 homolog (yeast) (gene tomm22). Lineage: Eukaryota; Metazoa; Chordata; Actinopteri; Acipenseriformes; Polyodontidae. The transcript is spliced from 2 exons. Gene Ontology annotation, biological process: intracellular protein transport. Bases 209 to 424 code for a protein of 71 amino acids. The record is from RefSeq and is a predicted model, not a curated record. Gene Ontology annotation, cellular component: mitochondrial outer membrane.
CCACCCCGCUUUCCCAGGGUGCGCCUCAUCCACGUGUGACCCCAGUGAAUGACCUCCCUCCCACACACAGGAGCGCUGGUGGAUCACAUGCUUCAUCGGGGCUAACACCGAAAAGAGGGGGUUUAAAAAAAAUAAAAAAAGAUAGCUUUGCAGCUGCUUGUUAAAACGGUUGCCGAUCGCGCCCUGCUGCACCGUCCCAGUCCCCACGAUGGCCGGAAUUAAGGAGCUGUCGCCCGACGCAGGACCCCUCGAAACCCGGGCUCCCGAAGACGAGAUCGAAGGAGACGAGGAGGACGAGGAGCUGGAGGAGACUCUGCCGGAGCGGCUCUGGGGUUUGACUGAGAUGUUUCCUGAAGGGAUGCGCUCUGCGGCCGGAGCCACGCUCCAGUGCUCCCUCUCCUUCGCCAAGACCAUGUACAGGUGAGCCGAGGAAAGGAGCGCUGUGACCAGGAUACUGC